CGCAUGCAGAAGAGAGCUGAGCGCUUCAAUGUGCCCGUCAGCCUGGAGAGCAAGAAGGCAGCACGGGCAGCACGGUUUGGUUUGGCCACGGUGUCCACUAAAGGCCUCUCUGCAGACAGCAAGCCCACGGUGAAUAUGGAUAAGUUAAAGGAAAGGGCUCAGAGGUUUGGGUUGAAUGUCUCCUCACUCUCCAAGAAGAAUGAAGAGGACGAGAAGCUGAAGAAGAGGAAGGAGCGGUUUGGCAUCGUGACGAGUUCGGCUGGAGCUACAGAGGACGCAGAGGCAAAGAAGAGGAAAAGAGCGGAGCGCUUCGGGAUCGUCUGA
This is a messenger RNA of Nestor notabilis (Kea), 324 nucleotides long. It is a transcript of the gene SARNP, whose product is annotated as SAP domain containing ribonucleoprotein. NCBI's taxonomy places the organism in Eukaryota, Metazoa, Chordata, Aves, Psittaciformes, Psittacidae. Gene Ontology annotation, cellular component: nucleus. The transcript is spliced from 6 exons. The record is from RefSeq and is a predicted model, not a curated record. The annotation marks the transcript as partial. Gene Ontology annotation, biological process: poly(A)+ mRNA export from nucleus.